Recurvomyces mirabilis is the source of this 1290-nucleotide messenger RNA. RefSeq names its product Type I HSP40 co-chaperone (gene YDJ1). Gene Ontology annotation, cellular component: cytosol; cytoplasm; nucleus. The record is from RefSeq and is a predicted model, not a curated record. The transcript is spliced from 2 exons. Gene Ontology annotation, molecular function: Hsp70 protein binding; ATP binding. Gene Ontology annotation, biological process: protein refolding; response to heat. NCBI's taxonomy places the organism in Eukaryota, Fungi, Ascomycota, Dothideomycetes, Mycosphaerellales, Teratosphaeriaceae. Bases 1 to 1290 code for a protein of 429 amino acids.
AUGGUCAAAGAAACAGCGCUAUACGACACCCUCGGGGUAUCUCCCGAUGCCAACGAGGAUCAGCUCAAGAGGGCGUAUAAGAAGCUUGCCAUGAAAUGGCAUCCCGAUAAGCACGGUGGCUCAGAUGAAGCCAAGAUCAAGUUCCAGGAAAUCAGCUCCGCCUUCGACACAGUCAGCGACCCGGAAAAGCGCCAGGUCUAUGAUCAGUACGGAAAGGAGGGCCUGGAGCAAGGCGGAGGCGGUGGACAUGGCAUGGCUGCUGAGGACAUCUUCGCCCAAUUCUUUGGUGGUGGUGGUGGAGGUGGCUUCGGCGGCAUGUUCGGCGGCAUGGGCGGUGGGAUGCGAGAGCAGGGACCCAAGAAGGCGCGAACGAUUCACCACGUGCACAAAGUCGGCCUCGAAGAUAUCUACCGUGGCAAGGUCAGCAAGUUGGCUCUGCAGAAGAGCGUCAUCUGUUCCAAGUGCGAUGGUCGUGGUGGUAAGGAGGGCGCGGUCAAAACAUGUACUGGCUGCAAUGGUCAGGGUAUGAAGACGAUGAUGAGGCAGAUGGGUCCUAUGAUUCAGCGAUUCCAGACUGUCUGCCCGGAUUGUAAUGGUGAGGGUGAGACGGUACGAGAGAAGGACAAGUGCAAGCAGUGUCUUGGCAAGAAAACCGUGGUGGAGCGGAAAGUGCUGCACGUGCACGUCGACAAGGGUGUGCAGACGGGUCACAAGAUCGCUUUCAAUGGCGAGGGUGACCAAAUGCCUGGUGUGCAGCCAGGUGACGUCGUGUUUGAGAUCGAGCAGAAGCCACACCCACGCUUCCAGCGCAAGGGUGACGACCUCUUCUACCACGCCGAAAUCGACCUUCUCACAGCUCUGGCCGGUGGUGCCAUCUACGUGGAGCAUCUCGACGACCGGUGGCUGACUGUAGAGAUCAUGCCUGGCGAGGUUAUCGCACCUGGUGAGGUCAAGGUUAUCCGCGGCCAAGGUAUGCCAUCACACCGACACCACGACCACGGCAACCUCUACAUCCAGUUCGAAGUCAAAUUCCCAGAGCGUCUUCACGGACCCAAGGACGAGGAUGGCUACCCAACAGCAAUGACCCCGCAACAAGUCAAGGCUCUCGAAUCUGUACUCCCACCAAGACAACCACAGCAUGUCCCACCUCCGGACGCCAUGACCGAAGACUACUCGCUUGAGAAGGUCGAUCCGAUGCAGGAGGGUGGCCGUGCUCGCGGCGCCACGGGUGAAGAUGACGAUGAUGAGAUGCAUGCGGGUGGUGAGCGUGUGCAGUGCGCCAGUCAGUAG